This is a messenger RNA of Myxocyprinus asiaticus (Chinese sucker), 1953 nucleotides long. Its product is annotated as ras-associated and pleckstrin homology domains-containing protein 1-like. Bases 152 to 925 code for a protein of 257 amino acids. NCBI's taxonomy places the organism in Eukaryota, Metazoa, Chordata, Actinopteri, Cypriniformes, Catostomidae. The record is from RefSeq and is a predicted model, not a curated record. The transcript has 2 exons.
CGCGGGCAGACGCCACCAUGAAAGCUCAGAGAGCAGAAAGAGCCUCUUCUCACCCCACGCUGACAAUCAUAUAAUCCACAGAUGAUUAGGAGACUCCAAGCAACUUAUUGCAUCACAUACUCAAUCAAUAGUCUGAAAGACUGACCAAGAAAUGGAUCUAGCGGCCAUUAGGAUUCUACUCCUUCAGCAAGGGGACCGUCCAGUUGAGGAUCACGCCCGUGAGUUUUUAGAGCUGGCAAAUGUAGUGCACUAUCCAGACCGCUCUCUGGUGGGUUUUUUCCGGGCCGGUCUGAAUAGUGCACUGAGGGAACUCAUACCUCUCGCUGAUCCUCACUGGACACUCGGCGAUUAUGUGGAGAAUGCUCUGGAACUCUACUUACAGUGGAUUAUGGCAGUAACCCUGGGCCAAAACCUGCAUCCACGGCCCCUGUCUCGAAGCCUGCCACUGCCCCUGCCACUGAUGUCGAUGCAUAGGUCCAUGAAGACCCUACCUCAAAAUUUGUCUGCGCACACGCCUGCCACGGUCAAUGAGCCAGCACCCACGCCUACCACAUUCAACGAGUUGCCAGCCUCGCCCGUCCCAGAGCCAGCGCUGCCAACUUCGGCCAUCCAGAGGAGGAGGAAGAGAAGAAAAGUUUCCAUUCCCGAGUCUCCUCCCAUGCCCAUGACCACGGAGAUCAUUCCCAAGUCUCCUCCCAUGCCCAUGACCAUGGAGUUCGUUCCCGAGUCUCCUCCCAUGCCCAUGACCACGGAGGUCGUUCCUGAGUCUUUGCCCAUGCCCACGACCACGGAGGUCGUUCCCGAGUCUCUGCCCAUGCCCACGGAGGUCGUUCCCGAGUCUCUGCCCAUGACCACGGAGGUCAUCUCUUCCAAUGUUUGUGACCAUGGAGGUUAUUUCCCAUUCAUCCAGGACUCUUUGUCUUGAGCCUCCCACGGCUCCGCCCCCAGAGUCUUCCAUGGCUCCGCCCCCUCCCCCAGAGACUCCUCCUACAGUGGCUCCAACGCCUGACCCUGUACCUGUCCUGUGGCCGCCUCCCAGGCCUCCUGACCCAGUCCCCACCUUGAGGUCAUCUCCUUGGUCUCCUGGCCAUCCACCUGUUCUGCUCUGGUCUCCCUGGUCUCCUGGCCAACCGCCUGUUCUACUCUGGUCUCCUGGCCAUCCACCUGAUCUGCUCUGGUCUCCUGGAUGUCCACCUGAUCUGCUCUGGUCUACUUUGUCCUCCGAGCCUGCAGCAUCACCCUGGCUCUCCAUCCCUCCGGUUCCACCUUGGUUUCAAGCCUCCCUGACUUUGCCUUGUUCCUCUGCUCCCCUUGCCCCUUAUGCCCCCCCAGAACUACCUGUUUUCCCCCCACACCCCAUGGAAAAUUUGUUUUUGGAGCAUCUGGAAUCUGCUCCUUAAAAGGGGGGCUCUGUCACAUAUUCCACAUAUAAAACUGUUGUUUGUACUGACUUCUAUGUUGAAAUUCUGGUUUAGUUCCCUGUUCCUGUUUCCUGUUAGUUUUGUAGUCCUUUUGUAGUUUCUUUUCAUGAUUGGUUUUCCCCCUGAUUGUUUCCCCAGGUGUUCCUCGUUCCCUUGUUUUCCCUUGUGUAUUUAAGCCCUUGUUCUCCCCUGGUUUUUUUGUCAGUCUUCAUCUGUAUUAUGCUGUGCUUUGUUCCCUGUGUUUUGUUUCAUUAUGUUCGGAGUUACCUGGUUUACUUUUGUUUUAUUAAAAAAGGCUGCAUUUAGAUCCUCAUUCCUCUCCUGUCUCAUCACACUUAUGUUGUGGUCAUAAUGAGGAAAAAUGAUAAAGUAUUAAAAUAUGAUUUGAUAAAGUAACUGUGAUCUGAAUACAGGUGAUUGAAAACGUAACGUGCUGAAUUCAGUAACUUUUUUGCAAUCUGAAUAUAACACAGUUACUUGUAUUCCAUUACUGUCCAACCCUGCACCACGUAUAAAGUAAAAGUCAAGCUAA